CUGCUGGCAGCCAGCUCGGGACGCGGCAUUCUUGAGCUCAGUUCACCUCACCUCACCUCGCGUCAGCGCCCCUUCCUCGAGAUGCCGUGCUGUCCUGCCUCCACGUCGCAAUCCACCAUCACCGACCUCUAUUAAACGGCGACACCUCACGCUGCCCUCGCUGCAUAGCCAUACCCGCCGCUUUUCAAUGCGCGCUGGCGCCGGCGAUCGAGCGAGUCCAGCGGCUAAAGAUUUCAAUUUAUUUUUUUCUGAGAGAAUGCGGGGUGGCGGCGGUGGUUCCGGGCUUGGGUUUCGGGGCGAAGCGGAGGAGGAAGAGGAGGAGGUGGUGUCGGCGCCGGAGAGGCCAAUGCGGCGGCCGCGGUGGAGAGCGGAGGCGGACGACGGCUACUCGCCGAGCUCCACGGGCGGCGGUGGGGGCAGCUGCUACGGCUCCGUCGACUGCGACUCGAGGAAGAAAAAGUUCCAAAUUUUGAGCUGGCAUUCACCUUUGGGAAGGAAAAGAUUGAAUUUUGAGCGCUUAGAUAUGAUCAGAAGUGGGAAGCUUUCACUAGCUGGUGUCAAGUGGCAUCAUGGUGCCAUGCAGAUCUAGGUAGCCCAUGGCCUGUCUCAGGUGACCGCAACCUUUUCAGAAAGAAAUUGGAAGGCAUUUUGAUGCGAUGGAAAAAGCUAUAGAUUAAUAGACGGUAAACAGUAAACCUAGUAACGGAGACAGAGCCGAGGGCCUAAAUCUUUUGAUUUCUGAGACUUGAGUGAUAGGCAUCAACAUCAUCAUCACCAUCUUGGAUCCUUGGCAAGAAAAAAGAGGGUGUUUUUUCCUGACAUGAGAAAAUGGGCACCCUUGGAUCCUCUUCGCCUUUUUUCUUUUUUUCUUUUUUCUUUGGGAUUUACUUUUAAUCGCUGUGGCUAUGAUGAUGGUUGGCUGCAGCCUUUGGCAGGGUUCGUGCGCCCAGAUGAUGACCCGGACACAGAUCUGGAAACAGAUGGGCUGGCCACUUCCUCCUCCAGUGCCUUCACGGAGCGGCAGGACGAGGAGGAGGAGGUGCUGUGCGGGGUGAAGGAAGAGGAGUGGGCACAAGUACAAGAACCGGUCAAGAAUCCGGCAGGCCGUGCCACCCCAGAAUGCCAGAACCAACGGUACCGGCCGGAGGCUGCUCUUUUGCAUGGUAGGAAGGGGUCGAAACAGCGGCCAGCCUCGCUCGACUUUGGCAGUCCUGGGUUCAAUGGAGGCUCGUUUUCUCCAAAUUUCGUGGUUGGCGGUGUGGGGUUGAUGAACAAGGGACUUGUAUCAUCACACAUCAGAUCAGACGUCUUUCAUAGUCCUGGAACACCGAACUAUCUGCGGCACCGUUCAUCAGUGUUGGGGUGCCAGAAAGGUUGGAGCUCUGAGAGAGUGCCACUUCCUUCUGAAGGUAAUAGGAGGUACCCAGGUAGCAGCAUGGCAUUUCCUUACAGCAAUAGGAGGCAAUUGCCCUCGAAAUGGGAGGAUGCAGAGAGGUGGAUCUUCAGUCCGAAUUCCAGUGAUGCACUCGGAAGAACCUCAGCCGCUCAUGCCCGGCGACCGAAGUCUAAAAGUGGCCCACUGGGGCCUCCGGGAAGACUUGGGGGACAGUGCUCAUCUGUUGCCUCAUCUGUGUCAUUGCUUGAUAGUGGGAAAGUCAGACCUUUCACAUCAAAUUCACCUUUUUUGGCGGGAGUUCUAAUCCCGGAACAUGUUUGUGGAGAGAAAAAUACCAAUGGAACGUAUCCAGGUAGAGCAGCUGGUGAUGAAAUCGGCAUCGGAAAUGGAGGCAGAUUCUGUCUAGUGAAUGGUGGGUCUCAUGCUAUUCGAUCUACCAGAGUUCGCCGGCGAUUAGAUACUGCGGUCGAGUCAUCUGCUUCAUUGCCUAGCACCCAAGAAUCUAUACAAGAUGAAAAGGUUGAAAUCACAGAAGAUUCAGCCACCAGUAUUGCCCCUGUGGUUUCAAGGAAAGAUGCUGCAACUCAAACUAGCCCAGACCUAAGUAGGCCCUCUUCGCCUAACACCAGGCCUCCAUUGACCUGUUCACUGUCGACACAACAAGUCAAAGAGAGCGAGAGCUGUUUCUCAGAUCUUGAAAUCAGAGAUGUGCAGAUGGAUGAUCGAGUGACUCUGACUAGGUGGUCAAAGAAAAAUGUGACACGGUCCUCUAACAAGAAUUCAACAAACAUAAUAGAGUGGAAGGAAAAGAGAGUGGAGCCUAAAUCUUCUGCCUGGGACUUAACUGAAGCGAAGUGCAUAUCUGAGAUUGAGAGAGAGGAUGCAAAAAUUACCGUGUGGGAGAAUUUUCAAAAAGCAAAAGCAGAGGCAGCAAUUCAAAAGCUAGUGAUUAAGCUCGAGAAGAAAAGAUCAUCUUCACUGGACAAGAUUUUGAACACCCUCAGGUCUGCUCAAAGAAAAGCGCAGGUGAUGCGUGACUGUGAUGCAGAAACAGCAAACCAAGAUGAAAAAAAAUCUCGGAAGGCAAAAAGAACAGCACAGCUUAGCAAGAAUGGCCAAAUCGGUUCUCUGAGUGGCUGCUUCACUUGCCAUGCUUUCUAAUAUCAUGUUCUUCCACAUUUGAGGAUCACUCCUUCGUAUUUUCAACAUUGAAAGUCGGGUGAAGUUCAGGGAUCUAUCACAUGUCAGUAUACAAUACCGAUAAUCCUGCAGCUGGAACUUACGGACUCAAAUUUUCCAAAGAUGCUGCCGCUACUGGUAGGGACCGUGCACUAUCACGAUAUGGAGUUGCACAGUGCUGCUUUGUGUUAGUUUCGAUUCUGCCAAUGGGACAAAAGAAAAUGGAGCCACCAAGGGAAGGAGGAAUGCUUCUGCGUACACCCCAUGUGCCUGAUUGUUUCCUCAGCAUAAUGAUAAAGGCCUCCUUUAUCAUUAGCCAUUACCUGGCCAGCCUUCUAGCUGGGCACUGAACCUGUGAAGCUGUGAUGGUGAUGUUACCAAAGCUGAUCUGCAUCAUAUAUAUGAAGUGCAAUUCCAGCUCAAGAGGACAACAAAAGCUUCAGGUAUGAGGAGAAAUUAGUGCCUGCUUGUGCUUCAGGCUGAAAGACCCUGCUCUGGGGUGUUGGAAGGGAACCAACCAUGUUGCUUUGUGCCUUUGUUGGUUUUGUUUUGUUUAGUAUUUUAGGAUCAUGCGAUGGUGGCUGCUUGCAUAUGCCUUCAGCGUUGGUGUACCUAAUUUUAGGAAUUUGAAGUAUUGUUUUGGCCUGGAAACUUUGGAAUAUCUUCACAUAUGUAUAUAUGAGGAUGACAAUGUGGAAUAUCUUUACAUAUUCUUUUU
Messenger RNA from Phragmites australis (common reed), 3293 nucleotides. RefSeq lists its product as uncharacterized. The coding region runs from base 821 to 2557 and encodes 578 amino acids. The transcript is spliced from 8 exons. The record is from RefSeq and is a predicted model, not a curated record. NCBI's taxonomy places the organism in Eukaryota, Viridiplantae, Streptophyta, Magnoliopsida, Poales, Poaceae.